Oncorhynchus tshawytscha (Chinook salmon) is the source of this 5549-nucleotide messenger RNA. RefSeq lists its product as uncharacterized. NCBI's taxonomy places the organism in Eukaryota, Metazoa, Chordata, Actinopteri, Salmoniformes, Salmonidae. The record is from RefSeq and is a predicted model, not a curated record. The transcript has a single exon. Bases 684 to 3191 code for a protein of 835 amino acids. Gene Ontology annotation, molecular function: nucleic acid binding; RNA-DNA hybrid ribonuclease activity.
GUCAAUGGUGAGUCAUAUUUCUUGUUGAUACUGGGGCUGCUAUGUCUGUCAUUAACUGCAAGGCUAUGAUAAAACAUCCCAUGUCUAAUGAAAUAGUCAAAACUGUAGGGGCUUCAGGCCUCCCACUCAGAGAGCAGGUAACUAUGCCUCUGCCUGUCUCCUUUUGUGAGGAGAAGUGUAAACAUCAAUUUCUCUACUCUGACCACUGUCCUGUCAAUCUGAUGGGCAGGGACCUCCUGUGUAAACUUGGCAUCAACAUAACAUGUGGUUUAACUGUUAUUCAUGAGGAAGAGGAGGAAGUGGGGGGAGCAAUUGAUGUUAAUGUCUGAGUGUUGUGACUGGUAUUAUGCAUGGGAUGUUGAUGAUGAGGUGCCCAAUAUUGCUCGUGUUUUCUCAAUGGCCAAAACCCAUUGGGGCCACGAGGGCAGUUUCAUGUCUGAAGCAGGCUUACAUUGCACCUCCAAUUUUUCACCAUUGACAAGAGAUCUCCAUUAUGAGAAACAAUGGCUGUGUGAUACAUUACAGAAUGAGUCAGUGAAGUGUGACGGUUUCUACUGUAGCAGUGAUUUCUGUGCUUUAGGGGUUAAUCUGCACAGAAAGAGCUCUACCUGUUUGAGGAUAGCGCACCACAUGUGUCCCUGGCAAAAUCAGACAGAGUAGAAUGGGUGGAUACUGGAAUUUGGAUGAAAUGCUUGGUUGAUGCUACAGACUGGGAGAUGCGCCCUGAUGGGUCAACUUAUUCACCCAGCACACUGACAAGUUGUUACCCACUCAGUUGGGGAACACCAACUGAGAGUGGUGUGCAUGGUGUUGAUCAGGUUUCUUUUUCUACCAAUAUCAUGUUGUUGAGUGAAGACUCACCCCUCCUGAGAGGGGUCCCUGAAUGCCUAUGGGCAAGGGACAAGUAUGAUUUUGGGAGAAUAAAGGGAGCUGAGCCAAUGGUAGUCACUCCUAAAGAUACCAGGUGCCCAUUUAGAGCACAGUAUCCACUCAGUAGGGAGGCAAUAGCAGGUAUUACACCUGUUCAUGCAUCUUUGUUAGCUAAUGGUGCUUUAAUUCCCUAUCCAGAAUCACCCUGUAACACCCCUAUCUUGCCUGUUAGAAAACCUUCAGGUGAUUGGAGAUUUGUCCAGGACUUAAGGCCUGUGAACAAUGCAGUUUUUGCCCGUGCCCCGGUGGUUCCUAAUGUGGUGGUUCCUAAUGUUACUACACUGUUGGGGGCGGUACCACCCACAGCAGAGUGGUUCUCUGUGAUUGAUUUGACGAAUGCAUUUUUCAGUAUUUCAGUGGCACCAGAAUCUCAGUUCUGGUUUGCUUUCACGUUUCUAGGAAAGCGAUUUACUUGGAUCGUGGCUCCAAUGGGUUACGUGGAAUCCGCCGCAAUUUUUUCAGCGGCUUUAGCACAAAAUCUGGAGGGUUUUAUACCCCCUGAGGGCAGCACUCUGAUUCAGUAUGUGGAUGAUUUGUUGUUGUGCUCCAGCUCAAUGGAAACUUGUGAAACUGAUACUCGGGCUCUGUUGAUAUUUCUCGCUGAGAAUGGCCACAAAGUUUCAAAGAAGAAGUUACAGUUGGUUUCACAGACAGUGAGGUAUUUGGGUCAUGACAUCUCUCCCAAUGGCAGGCAGCUGGGUAAAGAGAGGAUACAGGCUAUUCUCUCUGUCCCACAGCUGGUUACUAAACGACACAUGAUGUCAUUGACUGGUAUGGCGUGGUUACCUGACUAUGCUGAGGUGGUGCAGCCGCUUGCUGACCUUAUUUAUGGCCACAAAAUGGCUAUGAGUGACAAAAUUAAGUGGACACCAGAGGGACUGACUGCUCUGACCAGACUGAAACAACUCAUGACUACUUCUCCCUGUUUGGGGCUCCCUGACCAUUCUAAACCUUUGAACCUCUUUGUUUGUGAGAGAAAUGGUUUUAUGUCAUCUGUUUUAACACAGGAACUUGGAGGAAAGCAGUGCCCAGUUGGGUAUUAUUCCAAACAGCUGGACAGUGUGGCCAGAGGUCUGGUUUGUUGUUUGAGAGGUGUGGCUGCUGCUACUGAAGCUGUGUUGGCUUGUGCAGACAUUGUUGCCAUGUGUGAACUCACUGUACACGCUCCUCGUGCUGUACAUGCUCUUAUUUCACAGGCAAAGACGGCCCAUCUAACACCAGCUCGACUGCUCCAUUAUCAGAAUGUUCUUCUGACAAUGUGUCAUGUGACCCUGAAGAGGUGCACUGUGUUAAAUCCUGCUACUUUGUUGCCCACCGAGGACGAUGGAGAGCCGCACGACGGUGCUGAACUGUUGGAGCUCGUCUCUCAACCAAGGUCGGAUUUAACUGAUGUCCCUUUGCAAAAUGCACAUUUGGAACUGUUUGUAGAUGGCUCUGCUCAGCGUUCUGAGAAAGGAGAACCAUUGGUUGCGUAUGCGGUUACUACUGCCUCAACCACACUGGAAAGUGCUAAAUUACCCUCCCACCUUUCUGCUCAAGCAGCAGAACUCUUUGCACUCACUAGAGCUUGCAUAUUAGCUAAAGGCCAGUCUGCUACAAUCUAUACAGAUAGCAGAUAUGCCUUUGGUGUGGUACAUGAUUUUGGUACUCUGUGGAAACAGCACGGCUUCCUGACCUCCUCUGGUAAGGCGAUCUCUCAUUCAAAACUUGUUGAUAACUUGCCAAAAGCUAUUUUGCUCCCUUCUGAAAUUGCUGUUUGUAAGUGCCUUGCUCAUGCUAACUCUUCCGACCCGGUCUCCAAAGGUAAUGCUAUGGCUGACUUGGCAGCAGCUGUCUCUUUGGAGGCCCCUGUGUUACAGAUGGUUUUACUUCCUGAUAAUAACCUCUUCUCUCCCACUGAUAUCUCUGACUUGCAAUCCUCUGUAGGUCCUGUUGAGUUGAGGAAGUGGAAACGACUAUGUACAUAUGACCAGGUGCAGAAACUCUGGCUGGGCCCGGCUGGGCUACCAGUCUUACCACGUUCAUGUUUCCCCUACUUAGCUAAGUUGUCACAUGGAAGAGAUCAUGUGUCAAAGGGGGGAGUUGUUGAUUUUGUAAAUACAUUUUGGUUUGCACCUGGGUUUUCUGUGUUUGCUGAACAAUUUUGUGCAAAAUGUGUGAUUUGUAUGACUAACAACAUGGGAAGAGGGAUUCCCAUGCCACUGUCGGCUCAUCCGACCCCUGAAGGACCAUUUGAACACAUAAUGAUGGAUUUUAUUUAACUCUCUCCUUGUCAAGGUUACAAAUAUUGUCUGGUGAUAGUGGAUGCCUUCUCCAAGUGGGUAGAGGCAUUCCCAUGUCGACAUUCCACUGCUCUGGCAGUAGCCAAGAAUCUCCUUAGGGAGAUCAUCCCAAGGUGGGGGUUACCAUCUAAAUUAACCAGCGACAAUGGCUCCCACUUUGUAAACCUGGUGAUACAGAACUUGUCUGAGAGUCUGCAGAUAGACCUCAGGACCCAUUGUAGCUAUAGGCCGCAAUCCGGUGGUUUAAUUGAACGCGCUAAUCAAACGCUGAAAUCUAAGAUGGUGAAGCUUAUGGCAGAGACGGGGCUUUCUUGGGUCACUGUGAUCCCCCUGGCUCUGAUGUACAUGCGAGGGAGGCCCCACAGAACCACUGGAUUGGCUCCUCAUGAGGUUCUGACAGGUAGACCAAUGAGGAUGAUUAAUUCUCCCUUCCCACAGAACAAGCUGACACUGAUGGGCUGUGACGAUGACAUGGUAAGUUAUUGUACUGCUCUAAACAAUGUUCUGAAGGCUAUUUUCCCCAGGGUGAAAGCAGCUCUACCCCAGCCACUGGUGGGUAUCCUGCACAAACUGCAACCAGGUGACUGGGUGGUGGUGAAAGACCUGAGACGAAAGCAUUGGAACCAGCAGAGGUGGACUAGACCAUACCAGGUGAUGCUGAUUACCCCCACUGCUGUUCGCGUAGCUGAGAGGUCUACUUGGAUCCACGCCAAUCACUGCAGGAAGGUGCCAUACUGCCCACCAGACCCUGAGGAUGGAGGACCAGAGACGCCGGAAGUCACCGACUAGAUGGGAGGAUCAGGCCCAGACUCUACGCAUAAUGUUUCUUGCUCUGGUCUUGAGCCUUCUCAUUACAGUUGCCAUAUGGACAGUGACUCAAGGACAACCGGUCCUGGAAAGACAACAUGGUACGGACUCGACUGAUAACCAUUCAGUCCCACUGCGGGACUUAAAUAGCAGCCACUCCAGCUCGAGCCAACGGCAGGCUCAGGACAGGAGUCCAGCAAACAAUAGCCGCUCCCAUAUCGAAAGAAGAAGGUCAAUGCAUCCACUGGAUGAGCAUCACAGUAGGAAUCACGAGGGAAACACUUGGUGGUCACUGCUUAACUAUACAGUAAAGACUGAACUGAUGUUAGGAAAUACCUCCUGUUAUGUAUGUAGCUUGUUUCCACAUUCAGCGAUCUCCCCAUUCUUACAGUAUUCAGUAGAGGUCAGCAUUAAUGACACUAUGUGCACUAGAGGUGCUCUUGUCCAAUGAGAACACAGGUGGUCAACCUUCACUAUGUAGAACUCUGAGGGAUAAAUACAUUAAUGGUAAUUUGUCAUCAACAAAAGAUUUACGGGGGGGAUUUGAUUGUUCACAUUGGUGUAGUAGAAUCAUCUUAGAAACUAGAUCCCGUGUACCAGAACCUAUUCAAGUCCAACCCCGGCGAACCCCAUUUAGGACCGGUCAUUGUCACAAUCCAAGCAAUAUUUCCAUACCACAAUUGAAUGAAUCCUAUCUGGGAAUGUCAACAUGUGUCAAUUAUAGUGUUUUCCCAAUAGGAUGUAGCUGGAAGAAGGGAACAUGCAGCUCUGGAUACCCCAUUAGAGUGAGGGUGGGACACACCAUUAUUGAUGCUGAAACUGACAAGCUUUCUCCUCAUCAAUUUGGCUCAGCAACAUUUACUGAUCAUUAUUGGAUUUGUGGUGAUAAAGCUUCUCUCUACCUACCCACAAAUUGGACAGGGUGCUGUAUUUUUGGUAAACUAAACAGCUCCCUUGUGGUAAUGCAUAAAACUAAUUCCUCUAUUCCAAGCAGGUUAAGACUAAUUAAGAGGGACAUCUCGCAAUACAAUAAUGUCCCUAGUGACUCUCGACGAUCCUCGAAAUUGGAAAAGUUCUGGCGUGGUUUAAUCCCCUGGUAUGGGGCAUCGGAGAAUGCACAUGAGUUGGAUAGGCUAGGAUAUCAUUUGGAAUCCCUGGUAAAUUUGACCACUGCAGGGUUUUCUAUGAUAAGACCAGAAUUACAAGACACUCAACUCAUGGCAAAACAAAAUAGAGUGGCACUUGACAUGUUGCUAGCACGUGAAGGAGGGGUGUGUCAAAUUAUAGGAGAUCACUGUUGUACAUUUAUACCCCAGGAAGAUGACAAUUUGACUAUUGUAGUGGAACAUUUGAAAGGGAACACCAGCCUGACAUCAACUGGAAUCCGUUAGGAUGGGUUCAGUCAGUGUUUGGUGCUUGAGCUGCGACCAUUUUCCACUGGUUCAUCUGUGGUCUAAUAUUACUGAUUGCUCUUGUUGCUAGUUAGCAUUUGUGUGAAGAAAUUGUUUAAUAAAGUGGUUGUUGUUCUUA